AUGUUUAAGCACACUCGGAGCAGAAAUGGCUGCGGAGCCUGCCGGCAAAAACGCAUCAAAUGCGAUGAGACCCGCCCUCACUGUCGGAGCUGUCAAGGACGCAAUGUUCAGUGCCCCGGCUUCGCUCGUCAGUUGCGAUGGAAGACAGCUUCUCUCACCUCGGGAGCUGUCCGAAACCACCCGCACAAGACGUUGGCCAUGCAACAAUUAUCGUCUGGUCCCUUGAGCGACUUUACGCAAGCGACCGCUGAACCCCUGAGCCUGGAUCCGCCUAUUUCACAGCACGUGGUCAUUGAUCAGAGUUGGCAGCAGAAGCCCACCAUGCACGCUACCGCCCAUGAUAGUCCUUUCGGCCAUGAUAAGGCCUCAUUGCAUUGUCCGCCCGUCACAAUUGCUACUAGUCCUCAGACAAGCAUCUUUGAAUCGCGCCUCGCUGCCAUCGAGGAGGGCGAGCAACAGCAUGAGGCCAACGUCGCUUCACCCACAUCCCCGCUGGAUAAUCAUGGGUCGCAAAAACCCACCGCUCCGCACAGUUCCACAAUGUGCGGUGAUUAUUUGCAGCGGACCGAUAUUGCUUCCCCCGUGCAAAUCUUAUUCUCAAACGGCUCUUCUUCUCCUCACACGGCAGUAUCCAGCGUGUAUGAUCUUUUUGAAGAUAAACCGCCUUCCACAUCAACCUCUCCAGACACGAGGAUAGAUAUUGGCCAGCAAUGUGUCGAUUCCAAUAACUUGGCCUUGACGAGUACAUCGUGGCAGCGCAACAUCUGGAUAGAUACCGAAAUCGAUAACAACUUGACGGGACACUACUUUGAGAAAACCUGUCAGAUCGUGUCGUGCUUCGACUCUCGUCGAAAUCCUUUCCGUAAAGACAUACCACCGAUCAUGCUCACCUGCGAAUACCUGAACGACUGCAUCAAAGCUCUGUCAGCAGCACACCUCGCGAAUUCGAUUCGCGACAUGGACAAUGUCGCCCUAAGAUAUCAGACCAAAGCAAUACGAGGGCUCAUGUCCGUUCUUCAAACAUUAGAGUUUCCAAGGCACUAUAAAAGUAGUGACAAUGGUUUAUCACGCGUAUCGGCCACAUUCGCACGAUACCAAGCGCUAGUGGCCGCUCUGCUACUUGCAAACAGCGCAGCCUGGGUUGAUGCUUCUGCAAUUGGUUUGGCCCAUCAUCAUGGCGCGAGACUGCUUUUCCAGGCAUGGUUGUCCGACGAAGGAAUCUACGAUGCAUCAACAAACCCUAUCGUACUAGAUCGUGAACAAUCCUUCAUAAUAGGCGCCAUGGUAAACCAGGAAUGUCUGCUUUCUAUAGUCAUUGAUCAGCCUGUUGAGUCACUGCAGUACUUGCUGCGUUUUGCUACACUUGCCCAAGAACAAAGGGUGUACCCUCAUCCCUUCACAGGUAUCAGUACACCCCUGUUCAUAUACCUUGCUGAGAGCCUUUUACUUGUUAGAAAAAAGCGAAAUUCAACGUCUCUGGGAGAACGGGGCUCCGAUUUCGAUAUUCAAAUUUCCAAAAGAGUUGGAGAACUGUACACGCUCGUCUUAGCCCAUCAACCUCCUUUGAUAACGUCUGUGGAUGCCACACAGGAUCCAAACACCUCUAUCCCCGAUCUGGUCGCCGUGGACGCGAUGCUUCGCCUGGUAAUUCUGUUGGAGCUUAUACAGAGUUUUCCUGAAGUCAUUGUAGGUGAUGCGCCCACAUGCCAAGUGAGGCAAACAAGUCUUGACCUCGCCAUUGGGAUACUGACUAUUGCGUCCCAUUUACCUGAACCAUCUGGUGCGAACAUCUUGCUAUCCAUUCCCAUUCUGUCCGCAGGCAGCGCACUGCAGUCUACAGAAAGCACCUUGAGCAAUGUCCAUCAAGGUUACGACCUCAACGCCAAUAACCUCGAUGCGCUCCGUAGUCAAAUAGCUGCUUUGGUGCAGCGUCCUGCUAAGCUGCAAAUGUGGCGGAAUCAAGUGUCAUUGCGCGUUGAGCGAUUACUGUCUCGCGUCAGCGUAGCACCAGUGCAACGGAUAAGCGCAAUUUUGGAAGCAGUCUGGCGCCAGGCAGACAAAGCAGCCAAUUCCGGCACAUGUACAUCAAGAAAUAUGGUCCAUUGGAUGGAUGUUAUGAUUAAAGAGCGUCUUGAAACGUUGUUCGGGUAG
Messenger RNA from Bipolaris oryzae ATCC 44560, 2151 nucleotides. RefSeq lists its product as uncharacterized. Gene Ontology annotation, cellular component: nucleus. The record is from RefSeq and is a predicted model, not a curated record. Gene Ontology annotation, biological process: positive regulation of transcription by RNA polymerase II. The transcript is spliced from 5 exons. NCBI's taxonomy places the organism in Eukaryota, Fungi, Ascomycota, Dothideomycetes, Pleosporales, Pleosporaceae. Gene Ontology annotation, molecular function: zinc ion binding; transcription cis-regulatory region binding; DNA-binding transcription factor activity, RNA polymerase II-specific. The coding region runs from base 1 to 2151 and encodes 716 amino acids.